ACAUGUUGCCUUGAAAUUUGUUUUGUUUUGUUAACACACUUCCCUUUUGUGUUAAUUCUCCAGUUGGUGGGCCAAUUCAUUGCACGUGCUGUGAGCGACAACAUAUUAUCCAAGAGUUACAUCGAGGGCUUCAAAGGCAGAGUUGACUGUCAAUACACAAGAGCAUCACUCGACCGGGCAGCAGUGCUGCUGAAGAUGAGUAGGGGGGGCCUACGCAUAGACAACCAGUGGGGGGCCGGCGGGGGCCAGAGGCCUGUCAUACAGCUUAUCAAAGAGGUGAACCUGCUGCUGAAGGAGUACAUCCUGUCUGGGGACAGUAAGGAGGCUGAGAGGUGCCUGAGGGAUCUGGAGGUCCCACAUUUCCACCAUGAGUUUGUCUAUGAGGCGAUAGUGUUGGUGUUGGAGUCCAAAGGAGAGAAAACAUUAAGAAUGGUUCUGCAGCUUCUCAAGUCUCUCUCUGCUUCCUCUGUCAUCACUGUGGACCAAAUGAGAAGGGGCUUUGAAAGAGUUUAUAUGGACAUUGCUGAAAUCAACAUUGAUGUCCCUCGCGCAUACUACAUCCUGGAGCAAUUUGUUGAUAAGAGCUUCGUUAUGGGAAUCAUUGAUGUAAAGUUAAGAGAUCUUUGUCCCUGUCGAGGCCGGAAGAGAUUUGUCAGCGAGGGAGAUGGUGGUGUUGUGAAACACGAAAGUUACUGAGGAGCCAUUUCCAUGUGCCGUAUGUCCUGAAAAGCGGAGGAUAGAGCUACCUUUUUUACUUGCAUAUUUUCCAAAAUAGUUGGGUGUGAAUUGUUCCCUUCUAACAGUCAAAAUAAUGUACAUUUCUGAAAUUGAGGUGGGGUGUUUAAAAAAACGACUGCACUUUUGAUUGACCCUGAAGUAGAGCACUGUCUUCAAGGUGUUUCAAUACAAACAUUUACAUAAGCUAACCCUUAAAGUGCCACACCUUGCAGUGUCAGUCAUUCCAUGUUGUUUUGUACAGUAUUUUCUUAUAAGUUCACUGCCACUCCUUUUGUGUUUUGUAGAAAGCAGUGUUUGUACAAAGAUGACUGGUUUGUGUCAAAAGCUUUAUAAAAGGUUAUUAAAAAAUAAAGAAAGGGUCAAAUGCAAUACUGUCUCCCUAUUUAGCUGCUGUUUCUAUGCUGUGUUGGCUAUUUCUUUCUACCCUUUCAAUCACACAAAGAUGUUUUUAAUUGAAGGUAUCAAGACACGAGUACAUUUCAAAAACAAAUAACAGUGAAAUAACUUCACAAAAUUGUGUUUGAGUGUUUAUUUUUAUACCUAUACUGGGGAGUGAAAUGUACCACAUAUUGCUCCUUGUUUGUUCAUUAAAUCACUAUUCAACAACCUAAGGCUGCAUUUGUAAUUGACACAAUAUAAAGUAUUACAGCUUUAUUCUAUGAUCUGACCAAUAAACUGCUCUUCAUUCACUCGAUAAGGAAGAUGUUCUUGUUAAUGUCAAAUCACAGAUGCAGUAAUACACAU
Notothenia coriiceps (black rockcod) is the source of this 1482-nucleotide messenger RNA. Its product is annotated as programmed cell death protein 4-like. Bases 196 to 696 code for a protein of 166 amino acids. Gene Ontology annotation, cellular component: nucleus; cytosol. The transcript is spliced from 6 exons. Lineage: Eukaryota; Metazoa; Chordata; Actinopteri; Perciformes; Nototheniidae. The record is from RefSeq and is a predicted model, not a curated record. Gene Ontology annotation, biological process: negative regulation of DNA-templated transcription.